AACGCCUCUCCCCCUCUCACUCUCUUACUAUUUUUGAAUGUUCAAAAAGAAUUCUUUGUUUCUCUCUCUUCACUCACUCUCUACCCUGUCUUCGACGGUUCUAACGGACCCCUCCCCCUACUCUCUUUAUUGCGCUCGCCGUUGUCACGCUCUCCGUUUUAACUAUCCCAGCUAACAAAAUUCUCUUUCCUUUAAAUAAAAUUGCUCAAAUUUUUAAUUUUCUUUUCUUUUCAAGACAUGGAUUUUCCAUUUUUGUUCCUUUUUUCUUUGUUUUACUGAUGAGUAUUUUGGAUCCUUUUUCUCUCUUCCUAGCUUGCUUUAUUCCGCAUUAUCUGUCUUUUUUUCGUUAAGGAAAAGGAGCGUUUGUUUUUGUUUUCUUUGUUAAAUGAGUGAAAAUGGAGACAGUUCGGCAAGGGAGGCCUAAGAUUUCGAGCUUAUCUGCUGAUCAGAGCUUAACCGAUUUACUUCCUUCAACUGCCCCUGCUUCCUUAAGAGGAAACAGGCAGCUUCAAAAGCAGAGUAAAUUUUCAAAAUUGGCAUCUGAUUCUAGUUCCUGCAGUAGUGGUACUACAGACGAAGAUCAGUUAAUGUUUGAGUUUGGUUGGAGAUCGUCAAAACAAUCAACUGGGACCCCAAUGAAGAAGUUGUUAGCACAAGAGAUGUUGAAAGAAAAUGAAUCUAGAAGACGAGCACCAAGUGUGAUAGCAAGAUUGAUGGGCCUUGAUGGGAUGCCACCUCACCAGCCCGGCCACAAGCAGCAAAAGAGAACUGAGAUUAGUCAAGAGAAAGGUCAAAAGGGUGGUACAUUCUAUAGCCGGCGAUCUUCUACGAAAAGCUCAAAAGAGGAGCAGGAAUUUAAAGAUGUUUUUGAAGUUUUAGAUGCAUCAAAAGUGGAGAGCGCUGGUUACUUAUCCGAAAGGACCGCAAACUCAAAGCUUUCUGAUGCUGAGGUGGCCUUUAUUCAGCAGAAGUUUAUGGAGGCUAAACGUCUUUCAACAGAUGAAAAGCUUCAAGAUUCAGAGGAAUUCAAUGAUACCCUUGAGGUGUUAGACUCCAACACGGAUCUUCUGCUGAAAUUCCUUCAGCAACCAGAUUCAUUAUUCACAAAGCAUUUGCAUGAUCUGCAAGGUGCGCCAUCCCAGUCCCGUUGUAGUCGAAUAUCAGCUAUGAAGUCAUCACACGCUCUGAACAAUGAAAAUGGUCGCUUAGGCCGAAGAACAGGGAGAGAAACACAAUUGAAGCGCCACUGCAAAUCUCCUCAGGCUUAUCAAGAAGAUCAUUUGAGUCACUCUUAUGGAAGAUAUGCUACUCACAAUCCCCCCAAGUCACCUAUGGUUCAAUUAGAAGAGAAAAAUGGGCCAGCUAUUGUACCCACAAGAAUUGUUAUCUUGAAACCAAAUCUUGGGAAGUUACAAAACUCUACCAGAACUGCUUCAUCACCUUGUUCUUCUCAUCAAUUUCCUUCUGAUUGCGCAGGACACUCUGAAAUUUUGGGUAUCCAAAAUACGGAGGCAGAAAUAUGGGGCAAGAAUAAGGUUAACCAAUAUAUUGGGUUUUCAAAGCAUAAUUCAAGAGAGUCUAGGGAAAUGGCAAGGGAGAUUACUAGGCAAAUGAAAAAUAGCUUUAGCAAUAGUUCGAUGAAAAUUUCAACCCCCAGGUUUAGAGGAUAUGCAGGGGAUGAGAGUUCAUGUGAUAUAUCUGGAUCUGAAUCUGCAAACGAUUCAGAUGCAACAACAGUGUCUUUCAGGGAUAACAUUGGCCGGAAUAAGCAACAUAGGAGGUUAUCAUCCCGUUCUAGUGAAUCAUCAGUUAGUAGGGAGGCCAAGAAGAGACUAUCUGAGAGGUGGAAAUUAACACAUGGGUUGCAAGAGGUGCACAUAGUUUGUAGGGGCAGCACACUGGGUGAAAUGCUUGCCAUCUCAGAUAGGGAAGUGACCCCAGCAAAUUCUAGUGGCCUGGUUGGUGUGGAAGGAUGCAGUGAGAUUUCUAAUCAUGUUGGGCCAGCAGUCUGGAAUGAACCUUUAGGUAUUAGCAGUAGGGAUGGUUGGAAAGAUGGAUGUCUUGGUAAUCUUUCAAGAUCAAGAUCUCUUCCUGCUUCUUCUACUGACUUUGGAAGUCCAAGAAUAAGCACACGUCAUGAAAGUCUUCGCAGAGACAAGUAUGUGAUCCCAAAAGAGGGUUUCAAGUGGGACAGAAAAAAGGCAGUAAAAGGCAAUUUUAAUCAGCGGGAAGCUCCAUUUCCUAGCAACCAAAGAUCAUGUGUUAAGAAAUCUCAAUUUCUGGGUAUUAGUUCUAGUGGUAAUAAGGAAAAUAGCGAUGCUUCACCAGAGUUUGAUAUCACCCCAUAUCAAGUAAAGCAAAAUUUAGAAGGGGAUAAUCAAUCUGAAUACAAUCUUAUGGUCUCAGGGCCAUCUGCUAGUACUGCCAUGGAUUCAAGUUCGGUUCUUAAAAAUGCAUCUGAUAUCAACGAUCAGAAUAUGAUUGUGCUUUCUGAACCAUCUCACAUGGAACUAUCAGCUCCUGCUUCAUUUAAUGCUCAUGUUUCUACUGGUGACCUGGAUAAUUUGGACUCCCAGGAACCAUCGGAGGGACCAUCUAAACAAACCACAUUGCAAUGCCCUGUAUCUGAACUAGAAUCACGAGCGAGCUCUAAGGAGGCAGAGCAACCCAGUCCUGUUUCUGUUAUAGAAGCUCCUUUUACAGAUGAUUUAUCAUCUGGUUCUGAAUGCUUUGAGAGUAUUAGCGCUGAUCUCCAUGGGCUUCGGAUGCAACUUCAACUAUUAAAACAAGAAUCUGAGGCAUAUGAAGAGGGAACUAUGCUUCUUUCAAGUGAUGAUGAGGGUGAUGAAGUAUCUGUUGGGUUUGCCGAGGACAAAGGGAUACCAAAGACUGAAGAGAAUUGGGAGUCUGUGUACAUUGUUGAUGUCUUGGUUGAUUCUGGAAUUGAUGGAGCCGACUUGGAUGCAUUCUUAGCAGCAUGCCAUUCUCCAGAAUGUCCAGUGAAUCCGUUAGUAUUUGAAGAACUUGAGAAAAAGUAUUGUAAUCUAAAUUCUUGGUCAAGGGCUGAAAGGAGGUUGAUGUUCGAUAGAAUUAACUCAAAGCUACUGGAGAUCUAUCAGCAAUACAUGGACCAACACCCAUGGGUGAAGUCUGCAAGAAAACUUACUCCACAAUGGAGCAUGAGAGAACUUGAAGAUAGCCUGCGCAAGUCUCUAGUAAGCCAAAACAAGAAACUGCAAAUGGAUGCAGGAGAGAUGGUGCUUGCAGGGGAAUGUCAAUGGUUAGACUUGAGGGAGGAUAUUGAUGUAAUAGGUAGGGAAAUCGAGAGAUUGUUGGUAGAUGAACUAGCAGCUGAGAUAGUGUCAGGGUAGUAAGAUGGUUUUGGUUUAGAAAGUUCACAUAUGCAUAAUGAUGGAAUGAUGGAAUGAUCAUUUCAUGGCUGUAUAAGUAAGUUCUAAAUCUUUACACCAGCAAGAAUUAUCGAAAAGCAGAGAUUAUCAUGCUGUUUGAAUUUCCUCUUUUCACUAUUUCGGUCGAAGUAUAAAAAAGGUCUGAAUUUGAGAGAAUCUAGAUAAAAUAGCAAAAUGAUGACUGCUGAGUUUGAUGCAGGUUUCUUACACAUUCUGUAAUUCCUAAUCGUUUUAAGUAAU
This is a messenger RNA of Durio zibethinus, 3650 nucleotides long. RefSeq lists its product as uncharacterized. The record is from RefSeq and is a predicted model, not a curated record. Lineage: Eukaryota; Viridiplantae; Streptophyta; Magnoliopsida; Malvales; Malvaceae.